AUGAAAAAAAAGGAGAGUCCGUACCUUGGAAUAGAUAAUCCUGUAUAUAGUUAGAAUAUUUCCUCUCCUCGAUUUGAGGAACUUCUACCUAUUUACUAAAAUGAUAAUGGGACAGAACAGCGUAUAGAUGAAGCAUUAAAAGAUAAGAGAAAUAUUUUUGAAAGAAAUAAUUUUCGAGCAUUAAAUGAUGGUCAUAAAGAAGAAAGUUCUGAAGAUGAUAAUUAUUUGAGUAGUGUAAGGUAAAUUAUUGUUUUGGAUUUUAUAAGUGAUAAUAGAUAUGAUUAAGAAUCAGUAAGAUCAAGAACGAAUUCUUUAAUAAGAUAAUAGAGAAGUCCUAGUAUAUAGAAAAACUAAUAGAUAAGUUAAAGUCCUUUUAAAAAAGGAAAUACUGCAUUAAUAAUUGAUUCAACAUUCAAUUUAUAAGUUUAAGGAGUAAAAUCAUACUCAAAAAUUGAUAAGUACUAAAGUUUUGUGUAACAAUUUGAAUUAGAGGAAGAUAAAAUAAGAAAGAAUAAAGAAUUACAAUAAUAAAAAAGUAAUUAAACAAAUGAGCUUUCAUCUAAAAGGUUAAGUGGAAUAAGAGAAGGAAAAAUUGGGUAUAAUUAUCAUUGAUUAUUAGCUUAAAUGAUAUUUGGGCAUCAAAGGGAUUUAUAAUAAUUCGAUUAGUAUCUAGAUUUAUCUAAUAGUUGAAAACUAAAACUGAAACUAUUAAGUUUAGACUCUUAACUUAGAAGAUAUUUUCAGUGAUAGGGGAUUUAUCAAGUAAUUUUGAAUAUAUCUUAAUUUCUCAUUAAAUUAAAUUAAAACCAAGUUUGGUACAAAUUUUAAAAUUAAUAAGUUCUUAAUUUUGAAAUAUAAUUUUCAGAAAAGAGCAACGAAAUUACUUCAUUAUUUAGAAAAUUGUUAAGAUUAUUUAAGCAAAUACAUUAUAGUAAUUAGACCUGAUAGUAAGUUUAAAAUAAUAUGGGAUAUUCUAUUAUUACUUUUUAUAGUAAUGAAUAUAUUUUAUAUUCCUAUUAAUAUAAGUUUUAAUAUAUCAACAUCAGGAGUCUUUGAAUAUUUGUUUGAUUUAUUACCAUCAUGGAUUUUUGUUGCUGAGAUAAUUAUUAAUUUUAACACAGCUUAUUAUGAUAAAGGAUUGAUGCAUGAAGAUAGAAAAUCUAUAGUAAAGCAUUAUUUAAAAGAUAAUUUUUUUUGGGAUUUAGUAGUAGUAAUACCAUUUUUGAUGUCUAAUAUGAAUAUACCAUUUGUUAGAUAUACUUUAUUACUUAGAUUGACACGGUUAUCUCCAUUGAUGGAAAGCAUAGAAGAAAUGUUGAAUUUGUAAGUAAGAUAUUAUGAAUAUAACAAAAGGAAAAUAUUUAAAUAGUUGUUGAUCUUUUUAAACUUAUCUUUUUCCUUCUUUUGACAGGUCAUUUUUGUGGAUGUGCAUGGCAUUUUGUUGCAUUAACAGAAUAUGAAUCAUUUGGUAUUACUGAUAAUUGGUUAACACAUUAUGAUAAAUAAGCAUUUGAUUAUAAUUGGUUUGAUAGAUAUAUAAUUUCUCUUUAUUGGAGCGUAAUAACAACUGUUACUGUUGGUUAUGGAGAUAUUGUACCUGUUACUACUUUUGAAAGAAUAUUUGUUAUUAUUGUUACAUUAUUACUUUGUGGAGUAUUUGGUUAUUGUAUUUCAAAUAUUGGUAAUAUUUUUAAAUAAAUGUCUGAUAAAAGAACUACUUAUAAAUUUAAACUAAGAUAAAUACAUUAACAUAUUAGAAAAAGAGGUCUAAAUCUUAAUCUUUCAUUAAAAGUAACAAUUUUAUUAAUUUUAUAGGUUAAGAAGUAUUUUGAAUACUUUUUUAAACUAGAAUAAGAAGAAGAUAGUCACGCAGAGAUAUUUAUAAACUAAUUAACUAAACAUUUAAAAGAAGAAGUUUUGACUGAUUUAUAUUGUAAUACACUUAAAAAAUCAAGAUUUCUUAGAGAUAAUUUUAAAGAAUUAACAAUUAAUAAUUUAUGUUAAUUUGUUAAAGAAAAGAAAGUAUUACCAGAAGAAGUUUUAUAUUCUCGAUUUGAAUAGCCUACGAAAGUAUGGUUUGUUCUUUCUGGAGCUUUAGAAUUUGUAGCAGAUCAUUAAAGUAUAUUCAAUUAAUAAUUUUUAAGAUGAAAAUGAUUUUUAUGAAGCCACAGAAACCUUUCUCAAAAAAGUCAGUUCUGGGUAAUAUAUAUAAUUUAAAAUUAGAGCAGUAUUAGGAGAAAGAGAAUUUAUUACACAAUAACCUUAUGAUUAUAAAGUAAGAGCUUUAAAAUUUACUUAAAUGGCUUAUAUUAAGUAAUUUAAUUAUUAUAAAAUAGUUAUGAUGAUUUUAUUAAUGUUAUUAGUGAAAAUGAAUCAGAAUAUGAAAUAUUUUGCAUGAAAAGAGAUAGAUUAUUAUUUAAUCCCUAAUAUAAAGGUUCUGGAAAUGUUUGUGAAAUUUGUGAAUGGACUCAUAAUUUUAUACAGUAAAUAAAUUUAUUCAAUUUUUAUUAGAUGUCCUUUUGUAUUCUUAUAACCAAACUUAAAUAAAAUAUCUAGUAGUUUCACUGCAGUCAGAUUAAAUAAUAGAAUUAAAUUUCCUUAUCGAAAUACUCAUAAAUCUAGAUCUAGAGAGAACUUAAACAGUGUAUAGGAAGGUGUUUUAAAAAUAAUAGUUGGAAAUUUAACAGAAUAGUAAAUCAAUUUAAUAUAAUAGAGAAUUUACAGAUGAUUAUUUGCUAUCUUUAGGAUUUUAGUUGACUUAAAAUUUAGAAAUAGAUUCUAAAAGUGAAGAUGAUUAAUCUAAAAAUUUAAAUGAUUCACAAUCUCCUACUACUAGUGAAAUGUAAAAGGCAUUUUAAAAAAAAAGUAAUAAAACUAUAGUUGGAGGUAUAACUACUGAUUUUAAAGAAAGUCAUGAUUUAAAAAAAAGUAUUAUUAAUUUUCAAAGAAUUUAAUUUGGAAAAGAAAAAUCUAAAGCAUUCUAAGUAUUUAAGAAGGAUAUUUAAGAAAAAACACUUGAAGUUUUAGAAUAAUCAUAAUUACUUUCAAUUCCAAAUAAUUAAAUUACCAGUACAAAUACUAAAUAACCAUAAAAAUAAUUAUAAAAUACUCCUAGAAGAAGAUCAUCUAAUGUAGAAGAAUUUGGAAGUCUUUUAUAGUCAUAAAAAUUAGGAAAUCUAAAUAAUUAAUAAGAUUAAGAUUAAAAUAAAGGUUUUAUAAAGUAACUUAGUAAAAAUAGUGAGGCUAGUGAUAUGUAAGAAUCAUUAAUUAGAAAAUAAAUUGAAACUUAAGAAAAAAGAAUUUAAGUUGGAGGAGAAUAAAGAAGAAAGAAAAGAAAAACAACAAUAUAAAUAGGAUAAAAAUCUUAACAAAGAACUUAUAAUAACUAAUAAACAAAUUUAAGCCCAGUUUUAUAAUAAUAGAUAUAAAAAUAAUAGCUAAUUGCAAAUAUUGAUCAGUAAAUAAAAAGAUUUAGUAUUGGAGAUCAAAAAAAAUAAGGAUAACCAAAUCAUAUUACAAGUAAUGGCUAAAUUGAAAUUUCUGGUGAUGUUGCAGAAAACAUUUAAGGUGAUUCAUUAUAAAGAAAGAUUUAGGAUAUUGUUCAUACAAAUGAAAAUUUAUAAAUAGAUAAUUGCAAGUCAUCUCUAACUUAUUUUCCUGACUUUAACAUAGAAGCAAUUCUUAAAAAAAUUGAUCAUUAUUAUUCAUAUAUAAAAGGGGUUGACAAAAAAAUGUAUAAGAGAAGUAAAUCCAAUCGAAACUUAUUUGAAAGAAUUAAACCUUCAAAAAAUGCAACCAUAAAAAGUUACCAAAAUAAUUCUAGAUCCUAAUAAGAUGUAUGA
Molecule: messenger RNA, 3842 nt
Organism: Paramecium sonneborni
Lineage: Eukaryota; Ciliophora; Oligohymenophorea; Peniculida; Parameciidae
Source: the annotation of a GenBank genome assembly